CAGCUCCUCGCACUGAGCACACCUCGGCUGAGCCCGGCACCCCACGCACACCUGCCGCUGCACCGCGCGCACACGCAUGGCCGCCCGCGAGACGCCGCCGUUCGCCGCCACCUGUUGCUCGUUGUUGGCGUUGCUGCUGCUGGCGGCGGCAACGGCGGCGAGUCCAGCGCAGCUGCUGGAAGCCGCCACUGAGGCGGCCGCCGCGCGGCCAGACACGACCGCCUCCCCUGACCAAGUCAGGCCCACGGCAGCGGCCGCCACCACCAACCAGUCGACCCACCGACCGACCAUCUCGCCCGCUCCGACUAGCCCACCUACGGCAGCUGAGACGCCCAGACGCCAGUCGGCUCCAGUGGUCCAGGAAGGUGGGCCUGGUUCUCACAACGCGAUACCUACGCCAGGGCGCGACCGCGUCGAAACAUCGAGCUCGGCCUCAACGAUCAACACGACGACGUCCUACGUGAUGUGGACGCCUCCCAUACAGCUACAGGCUGUAAAUACGACUUCAGUAGCCUUACCAUCGCAAGCGCCUCCAGCCGAAUCAAAAGACACGUGCGUGCCGCUGUCCGCGGACCUCUCGCACGUCGAGCUGGUGCGCCGGCUCACCGACUCGUGCCGCUACGACCGCCUGAUGCGACCCGGCAACGUCUCGCGACCGCUCGACGUCUUCGUGCGCGCGCACGUCUUCCUCUUCCAGUCCGCCGAGGGCCAGACCCUGCAAUUUCAGGCACAGCUGCUGCUGCAGCUGCGGUACAUGGACGUGCGGCUGGCCUACGGUAUGCUGAUGGGUCCUGCGGUUGUACCAGAAGUGGUUGGUGAGUCAGAGAUGCUCACCCGCGUCUGGGUGCCGCACCUCUUCCUCGGCAAUGAGCAGAGCUCCUCCAUCAUGGGCACUGAUUCCUCCAAGGACGUGCUGCUCUCCAUAUACCCAGAUGGCAAUGUCGUCUUCUCACAAAGGUUAAAAGCUGUUGUUUACUGUUGGAUGAAACUUGAGAAAUUUCCAUUUGAUCAACAGAGAUGCAGCAUUUCUCUAGAGAGUUGGACCUACAACACAAGUCAGCUGGUCUUACAAUGGGAAAGAGAAAUGCCUGUUACCAUGAACCCAUCUUUGCAUCUUACUGAGUACUCUCUUAAUGAUAUGUGGACAAAUGAGUCUGAAGUUACAUACACUAACCCAGGAUUCACUCAUGGGCCAUUCCAUGGUAACUACAGCACAGUGAGCAUCACUUUUGAACUGCAGCGAGAGAUUGGCUUUUAUAUGAUGGAUUACUAUGUGCCUAGCAUGCUCCUUGUGAUGAUAUCUUGGGUGUCCUUCUGGCUUGAAGCAAAUGCAGUCCCAGGAAGAACAACACUUGGUACAAGCACUAUGCUAACAUUCAUUACACUGUCAUCAAAAACCAGCAGUCAGCUGCCCAAGGUGUCUUACAUAAAGGCCAGUGAAAUCUGGUUUCUUGGGUGCACAGCAUUCAUUUUUGGGUCACUGGUUGAGUUUGCAUUUGUCAACACCAUAUGGAGAAGAAGGCAUGAUGUAGAGCUAAAGAAGGUAAAUAGCAAAUACAUUCUUAAGUCAACCUUGACACCAAGGACAGCACGGCGCCAGCUGGGCCUGCAGCAGAAUGACAGGAAGGAUGGACAGCCUUUAGGGCGGUCAUCUUCUUGCCCAUCUGGCAUGGACUCACAACGUUCUAGUAUACCUUCUCUCAACUCUGCACAGACUGUAUCCAGCUUGCUUGAUGUUCCCAAUCCCACUGGAAAUGGUGAUGGGAACUGUGUGAUCAGUCUCCCAGUGCCUUCAAGCAACCAGACAUCACAAUCACAACCAGCAUCUUUCACAACAAUGACACCUAAGGAGAUAUCUCAAUGGAUAGACAAACGAAGUCGAAUCGUGUUUCCCAUUGCAUUUCUUAUAUUCAAUCUAUUUUAUUGGUCUUUUGUAUGGAUUUUCUGAAAAUCCAUCAACACAGAUUUUAAGCCUUGCUGGCAGUUGCCACAAAAGUGAAGACAUAUUGAAUUUGUUCAUAUACAAUAAAAAGAUGCACAAAAACUUGCCACUGCAUCUGAAAGAACUGUGAUGUGUAAACAUUUUAGUGCAAGUUGUGGAUUUGCUUGCAGGUAUCAGUGCCUAACCGACAUUAAGGUUCCAAGUGACUACAGAAGCAACAAAUAAUAGUUGUACUUAUAUGUCUUAGAAAAUCCAAAAUAUGAUUGAGUAUCAAGCUGGCCUGAUGCAAUAAAAUGUGUAUGCUCUUGGUUUCAUUAAGAAAUCAUGCUCAGUUGAGCAGGCCAAUGAAGAUUUAAUAUUUAAUUACAUCUCAGAAAGCAUUAUGUGAGUGUAAGUGCCAAAAAAUCUCAUUGUAAAUACUUUGUGUCAGAAGACUGGUAUUAUUUAUGUAUGCCUAUAUUUAAAUUUUGUUGAAGAAAUUAACUAAUAACAUUUUAGUAAGUAAGGCUGUUUUAUAUGUAAAAUAUAUUUGUAUAUAAAUCUCUCAUCAUGACUCAUUUAAGAAUAAUGAAAUGAAUGUUUAAAGAAUGUUUGUGGAUAUACUGCAUAGUACAAAUCAUAAAGCAAAGGAACAUGUCACACAAGUGCUAUGUAAGUAGUGUCUGUGACUGAAUUCUGGCUAAUGAGGAAGCUCAGCAUGAAAGUUCUUUUUUAUUUCAGUAGGACUAUAAUAAAUUUGAAAUUGUUUGGAGUGAUUGGCCUGUGUAACAACAGCAAUUUUUAAAAAUAUUUUCCUUCUGUACCUGUGUGUAAGAAGACAUAUAGGAGAAUCUGUAAAAUAUUAAAUAAAAGUACAAAUACUUUUGCCUGAAUUUGGUAUGGUUUGCAAUUCACAGCAAUUUCUUAAAGUCAUGGAUCGCAUUGUAGUAAAAUAAUUAUAAUUACAAUAUGCAGAAAUCUGGUUCUUCAGGUAUGUAACAGCUUCUGCAUCACAUUCCAAAUCAUAAUAAAAUGAUUUAAUGCAGCUUCCUCCAUUUCUGUUAACAUAUUUAAUGUAUUAAGCACUUUUAUGUUGUACUUAAUCUUAUUUGGAAUGUAUGUCGGAGUGUGACUAUGCAACUGAUUCACUGUAGUAAGUGAAACUUUUUAAGCUAUGCACACAAAUAAAACUUCAGGACUAAAAGAA
Messenger RNA from Schistocerca serialis cubense, 3128 nucleotides. Its product is annotated as pH-sensitive chloride channel 2-like. The record is from RefSeq and is a predicted model, not a curated record. NCBI's taxonomy places the organism in Eukaryota, Metazoa, Arthropoda, Insecta, Orthoptera, Acrididae. Gene Ontology annotation, cellular component: synapse; membrane; neuron projection. Gene Ontology annotation, biological process: nervous system process; regulation of membrane potential; chemical synaptic transmission. The transcript has 10 exons. The coding region runs from base 77 to 1948 and encodes 623 amino acids. Gene Ontology annotation, molecular function: neurotransmitter receptor activity; chloride channel activity; extracellular ligand-gated monoatomic ion channel activity.